UAUGGUAAUCCCCAUUUCUAAGGUUUUCGAAAUUUAAGUUGGCCACAAAAGUGGAAUAGGUCAUCGUGAACACGUCCUUUGUUUAAGUUUAUGGAGUUUGUUCUCCCAAACUUCGCAGAAAAAUCAGAUACAAUAAGAGGUAGGAGGUUAUCAGUGCUUUUAAAAACGAUAUUGAUUAACUGAUGAUAAAAACUAGCAUUAAGUUAUGUUCCUAACGCAAAUGUUCAAAUCCAGAUCAUAAUAUCAAUGUUAAUUUAGGGAAAUUUGGCUGCAAAAGAUAACUGUGUGUGGAAAGUCAUUAAACUCAAUUCGCACGCUAAAUUUUCUUUGAAGGAAAAAUGGAUUCUCAAUUGAUGUUUGUGCUUCUCGUGUUGUCAUCGACGAUUUCGUCUUCUUCGCAAAACUGCUUUUGCGAAAACAAGAAACUCACCUGCACAGAUAUUUCUAACUGGAAGGAAAUACCUGAAGAAAUAGCACAAAUGAGAUUCAGACGUAAACAAAUCAAACAGUUUGAGAUUCAAGGAGAGAUACCAGAUGACUUUAAACUUGGCGACAUCAAAUUUGCGCAUAAUUUUGAAGAAAUUACUAUAAGGUACGCAAAUAUCAGUACGUUACCAAACGACACCUUUGCUGGUUUGCAAAACUUAAAGAAGAUUAUCAUCCAAGAUAACAAUGUAGACAAAUGGAGCAGCGAUAUACUUAACGAACUAAACCAUUUACAAUCCAUUUACCUUGACAACAAUACCAUAAGUGACGAUGAUGACAUCAAUUUCACAAAUCUUACUAAAAUUGCUCGCAUCAGUUUGACCAAUAACCAACUUACAAAAAUUCCACAACAUUUUCUGGCAGAAGCCAACGAAGUGACCGAAUUAAAUUUGGGGAACAAUUUUAUACCAAUACUAGAUCAAGAUAUGUUCAGUCACAUGCACAACUUGCAAAAACUAAAAUUAGAUAACAACAACAUCAGUGCUAUCGAAGAGAAGGCAUUCCAUCAUCUUUGCUCGCUUGUUUUACUCGCUUUGAAUGGCAACCAAUUGAGUAAAUUACACGCAGACUCCUUCCAUUGCCAAAAAAAGCUGAAGACGCUCUUACUGCACAACAAUAACAUUACAGAAUUAGACAAGAACAUUUUCAAAAGUUUAAACGCUUUAAGAACCCUAAGCUUAGAGGGAAACCAAAUUUCGGAAAUUAACGUUGAAUUAUUUCAAAGUUUAGCUAACUUGCAAACCCUCAAUUUACAAAACAACAAAAUUGACAACUUACAAGACGACGUGUUCAAUGCGUUCACUGAAUUAUCCUACCUGGAUCUGUCCAUCAACGCGCUCACCAGCGUUCCAGCGGUCAUCUUAAAGAAACUCACAGACCUCAAGACUCUAAUUUUAUCACACAACCGCAUAGAAAAAAUAGAAGGAAAACCCUUCCAACUCAACCGGAACUUGAAGAAACUAGACUUGAGUUACAACUCAAUUACUGAGCUGAACCAAGGCAACUUUAAGGGACUAGUACGGUUAUCCAAUCUGAUACUGCGGAAUAACAAAAUUCAUCAGCUGCAAGAGGGUAUUUUUAAGGGUCUAAUCAAUUUGAACGUUCUAUACUUGAGCAAUAACGAGAUAAAGUCGCUCACAAGCCAAUUUGAUCAUCUACGCGAACUGGAACACCUGGAUUUGGGAAGUAACGAAAUCGGGGAAAUCGCGGAUGGCGUUUUUACCAAGCUGGAAAAUUUGGGAAAUUUAAAUUUGACUAACAAUAAGAUCGAAAAGUGGUUUACGAAGGCGUUUCAACCGAUCGGUUCGUUGUACAGUCUGGAUUUAAGUAAUAACAGCAUCGAACACUUGCCGGGCAACGCGAUACAGGGCUUGGGUAGGCUCCGCAUGUUGACGCUCGGGUACAACCAGAUCGAGACAAUUGAAAGUAACGCGUUUGGAGAAUUGCGAUCGUUGAAGUUUCUUACUUUGAAAAAUAAUCAGUUGUCGGUUGUCGAUGAGGAUGUCUUCGAGGGCUUGAACAAUUUGCAAACACUAGACUUGGAGAAUAAUCGAAUAAAGACUUUGCCGGUUAAUUACUUGCGCGGGUUACCGAAACUGCGUAAGAUUAUAUUGGAUGGCAACGAAUUAGUUACUACGAAUACUAAACCUGUUGAAGAAAAGUAUGAGCAGCCAAUGUUUACCGACUGGUAAAUUAAGAAAUUAGGGUCUUUUAAAUUGAAAAAUGUAGUUUGUUCAAUAAACCAUCAAGUUUAACAGA
Messenger RNA from Photinus pyralis (common eastern firefly), 2244 nucleotides. Its product is annotated as insulin-like growth factor-binding protein complex acid labile subunit. The transcript has 2 exons. Gene Ontology annotation, molecular function: protein binding. The coding region runs from base 339 to 2177 and encodes 612 amino acids. The record is from RefSeq and is a predicted model, not a curated record. Gene Ontology annotation, cellular component: extracellular matrix. NCBI's taxonomy places the organism in Eukaryota, Metazoa, Arthropoda, Insecta, Coleoptera, Lampyridae.